This is a messenger RNA of Hippocampus zosterae (dwarf seahorse), 4370 nucleotides long. RefSeq names its product kinesin family member 3A (gene kif3a). The record is from RefSeq and is a predicted model, not a curated record. Gene Ontology annotation, molecular function: ATP binding; microtubule motor activity; microtubule binding. The coding region runs from base 287 to 2302 and encodes 671 amino acids. Gene Ontology annotation, biological process: microtubule-based movement. Lineage: Eukaryota; Metazoa; Chordata; Actinopteri; Syngnathiformes; Syngnathidae. The transcript is spliced from 17 exons.
GUUAACCAGACGACUGGGAAAUGGACACUUGGCGCUUUGUUACACGUUGUCUGUUUCGUCGAAUGCGUAAAGUCACUGUAAAUACUCGAUUUUUCUCGCCGUUGAUGUUAUCUGUAAUGUUUCCGUCUCGUCAUCCAUAGCAACCGAGAGCUGACUAACAGAAACUACUGCUAAUUAAUCUACUCGUGACUCUUAUGAUUGGACCAAUAAGCUUGACAAGCCGGAGGUGAGCGAUAACGUCAAGGUGGUGGUGCGAUGUCGUCCGCUCAACCAGAAAGAGACGACGAUGUGCCACAAGCAGGCCGUCGCUGUGGACGAGAUCCGCGGCACCAUCACAGUCAACAAGCUGGAGACCCAGCAGGAACCGCCCAAAACAUUCACCUUUGACACGGUGUUUGGACCAGAAAGCAAACAGUUGGAUGUCUACAACCUCACUGCCCGGCCCAUCGUUGACUCGGUGCUGGCAGGGUACAAUGGUACCAUUUUUGCCUAUGGGCAAACUGGAACCGGGAAGACCUUCACCAUGGAAGGUGUGCGAGCAGUGCCAGAGCUCCGAGGGAUAAUCCCCAAUUCCUUUGCCCAUAUAUUUGGUCACAUUGCCAAGGCUGAGGGGGACACUAGAUUUCUGGUUCAUGUAUCAUACUUGGAGAUUUAUAAUGAAGAAGUGCGUGACUUGUUGGCCAAGGACCAGACACAGAGACUCGAGGUUAAAGAAAGACCAGAUGUUGGCGUGUAUAUCAAAGAUCUUUCUGGGUAUGUGGCGAACAAUGCUGACGACAUGGACAGGAUCAUGACACUGGGCAACAAAAACCGCUCAGUUGGUGCAACAAAUAUGAAUGAGCACAGUUCCAGAUCACAUGCCAUCUUCACCAUCACCAUCGAGUGCAGCGAGAAGGGUGUGGAUGGAAACCAGCACGUGCGCAUGGGAAAACUUCAUCUGGUUGACCUUGCAGGCUCAGAGAGACAGGGUAAAACAGGGGCCACAGGCCAGCGGCUCAAGGAAGCAACAAAGAUCAACCUGUCGCUCUCCACUUUGGGUAACGUCAUCUCUGCCCUGGUGGAUGGCAAGAGCACCCAUGUGCCCUACAGGAACUCCAAACUUACCCGCCUGCUGCAAGAUUCACUCGGAGGGAACUCUAAGACUUUGAUGUGUGCAAACAUAGGCCCCGCAGACUAUAACUAUGAUGAGACGAUCAGCACCCUGCGCUAUGCUAACAGAGCCAAAAACAUCAAGAACAAAGCCAGAAUCAAUGAGGAUCCCAAGGAAGCUCUACUCCGCAAAUUUCAGAAGGAAAUUGAGGAUCUGAAGAAGAAACUUGAGGAAGGUGAAGAGAUUUCUGGCUCGGACGGCAGCGGAUCAGAAGACCUCGAUGAAGGGGAUGAAGAAGGAGGGGACUCUGGACAAGGACGCAGGAGACGAAGAGGGAAGAAGAAGGUUUCACCAGAAAAGAUGGUGGAAAUGCAGGCCAAGAUUGAAGAGGAGAGAAAAGCUUUGGAGGCGAAGCUGGACAUGGAGGAAGAGGAGAGAAACAAGGCAAAGGCGGAAUUGGAGAAGCGGGAAAAGGAUCUUCUUAAAGCUCAGCAGGAGCAUCAUCUUCUGCGUGAGAAAUUGUCAGCUUUGGAGAAGAAGGUCAUCGUGGGGGGUGUCGACCUGUUGGCAAAGGCUGAGGAGCAGGAGAAGCUUCUGGAGGAGUCCAACAGUGAGUUGGAAGAACGCCGGCGGAGGGCGGAGCGCCUUCGCAAGGAGCUGGAGGAAAAGGAGCAAGAGCGCUUGGACAUUGAGGAGAAGUACACAAGCCUUCAGGAGGAGGCCCAAGGGAAGACCAAGAAACUGAAGAAAGUGUGGACCAUGCUGAUGGCUGCCAAAUCAGAGUUGGCAGACCUGCAACAGGAGCACCACCGAGAGAUUGAGGGCCUCCUGGAGAACAUUCGCCAGCUGAGCCGGGAGCUGCGACUCCAAAUGCUGAUCAUAGACAACUUUAUUCCUCAAGAAUACCAGGAGAUGAUUGAGAACUAUGUGCACUGGAAUGAAGACAUUGGAGAAUGGCAGCUGAAAUGUGUCGCCUUCACUGGCAACAAUAUGAGAAAGCAGACACCUGCUCCAGGCAAAAAAGAAAAAGAUCCUUUUGAGGUGGACCUGUCAUAUGUGUAUUUGGCUUACACAGAGGAGAGCAUGCAACAGUCACUGAUGAAGCUAGAGAGGCCCAAAACAUCGAAAAGCAGCAAGAGCGGCCGGCCCAAGACUGGUCGCAGAAAAAGGGCUGCAAAAGCAGAGGCGGCCAUCGAGUCCCCUCUGCAGUGAAGACAUGGCAGUGUCAAGUGGAGAAGUCUCUCGUUGAAUUAACUGAUUAGCUUUAGUCAAAAGAUGAUCUGAGUACACUGUAUAGCUGACACAGGUUUAAAUGUGACCCUGCUAUAAGAUGUGCUGCAUAUUAUAGUCCAUAGGAUCCCCAGCUUCACACAUAUGGUCACUUUGAAAUGCAUUUUCAACAGCUGUGGUGCCCUGGGAAGUCAUGGCAUGGCAACAUUUGGCUUUUUUUCUGCAACAGAGUGAUUGUACAGUAAUACUCAUCAGAGGUCACUGGACUCACCGUUAUUCUUGGUCUUAAACAUUUCAAGUGGUGCUUUAUUCUAUACAAAGAAGCAACAUCAGUCAAAUUAAAAGGAAGUUUUGAGUUCGUACAAUUUAUAUAUGAUAUGAAAAAUGACAGUUGAGAGGAUGUACUGUUAACUCCAAAAUGAUUUAUACUCCAGCCAAAUUUUGAGGUCAAUUUAAAUUUUAUUUGGUGAGUGGUUUUCUGUUUGCUAGAAAUGGCACACAAAAAAGGGCAAAAGACUGUUAAGCGUGGAUUUAAGAGACAGUUUUUUUCAUACUUUGUCUGAAUAUAAGGUUACCUGUGCUAAAUGCCUUCAAUAAUGCCAUUUUCUCAAAAUUCUCAAGUCAAAGUUAAUUUAUUUCAAUUUUUUUAUAAUGGACAUUAUAAAAACAUUGGACUAACCAGAUGAAAGUGUUUGACAUGUUUUAGCACAAAUGCUAAUUCUCACCACAGGACCCUGUUACAAGGGACAUAAGAUACGGACAAGUUAACUAGUUGAUAUUUAAAAUCGGUGUCAUGGCAAGUACAUUUUCCUUCGCACAGAGCAGCUCUCUCCAGGUUGCGAUUUUUCUUUUUUUUUUUAAAUGUCCCUGUCAAAUAUGUUUGAAUCAGUCCCCAGACUUGUCUCACUGAACAACGAAUACCAGAUUAUAGCUGUUUUGAGGAAAAGCUGGACUGUCCAAAAGAAGUCUUGAACAUUGGGAGGAUAGUUCUGACAUUUGGUGAUCAGGGUGAGAACAAUCAUGGCAAAAUUUUUUGCAGACAUUUAAAAAUGUUUCCAAAAGGAAAAGAAUCCUAAUACAACACAUAAGAUAAGAUAAGAUAAGAUAAGAUAUCCUUUAUUUGUCCCACAAUGGGGAAAUUUACAGCCUCCAGCAGCAAGAAUGUAUGUAGAAAGAAGAAGAGAAAAAAAACAACAACAAACAUCUUUCAAUUAAAUACAAUAUGAACACAAUGGAUAAAUCGCAGUACUAUUUACAAUUUACCUUCACAUGUUUUAAAUUGCAGUUUCAUAAGAACAUUUAACAAUCUUUUGCCACUUAUGUUGUAUCAUUUCCAACUAAGGGAUACUAAUUCAACAAAUGCAAAUGUAUAUUUUGCCCCCCCCCCCCAAAAAAAGCUGGUUUAACCGUAUAUCCUUUUCAUAUCAUUUAAGUCAGAAAUUACAAGUUUGUCCUCCAAUGACUCUGUCCCUCAAAAAGAGCAGCCCAUAGAACUUCCUUCAGCCCAAUAAGGAUAUCUUAUUUCCAGUAAAAGAUGUGAAAAUACAUGAACUAUAAACUGUAUCUGUAUGUUCUGAUAGUUGUUCUUGCACGCGCGUGAUGAAGACAAGCCAACUGUUUUAUUGAUUGAAAACUCAAUGCAGUAAUUUGCAAUGAUAAAAGAUCCUUCAGUCAAAUUCAAUAAUUCAAGAUUAUGGGAAAUGCCUCUCCUCUGAAGAGAGAUAUAGUUCGAAGUAUUUCGGUGAAAGUGCGCUUUCUACUAUGUGACGUGGGUCAGAAACUUUGGGAGUCUGCAUGCUAGCCAGCUCUGACGUUAGUGCCACUUUGUUUUAUUCUGAAAAGUUAAGUUGUAUUAUUGAGAUGCACCACAUUUACUGUAUGCCUUAGUACAAUGCACUUGUAUGAGGCUCUGUGAAGGUCAUAUUAAUUUCACGUGCAUGUUUAAUAGUGGAGGCAAACUGGCUUUUGUUAAUUAUCAUGAUGUAUGUCAAAUGUUUACAUUCACUCUGGAUGUUUUAUUUAUUAAAUUAUUUUACACACGUUUACCUCA